Messenger RNA from Lotus japonicus, 1441 nucleotides. RefSeq lists its product as uncharacterized. The record is from RefSeq and is a predicted model, not a curated record. Lineage: Eukaryota; Viridiplantae; Streptophyta; Magnoliopsida; Fabales; Fabaceae. The coding region runs from base 503 to 1063 and encodes 186 amino acids. The transcript is spliced from 2 exons.
GGUUGUUAGAGGGAAUUUAGGGGAGUUUGUUACUUGCUUAGUGGAAAAGUAAUUAAUUUGAAUAAAAAUUAAUUAAAAUUAUAUUUUUGCCCUUGGGCUUGGGCUAAAAUUAAGGGUUUUAUCGUAUUUUUACCUCCACAUCCUCCACUAUAAAUAGGAGUCUCUAGUGAAGGGAAAAUCACAACUCAGAGCUCUCCAAAUUUUUGUGAGUCUCUAUCUCUCCCUCUCCAGAGUUCUUCUUGACCUCUAUAGGAAAUAAUUCCUAUAGUAACUAAGCUCUGCUUCCUUCGGGAAGUAGUGAACUCAAGUAUUUUUUCUUCUUGUUUACAAGAAGAAGAUGAAAUAUUGUUUGGUUUUAGGGGAUGGGGUUCGAAUAUUUGAAGGGGGGAAAUGAUGCUCCUUUUUCCUUCAAAUUCUAACCCUAGUUUGUUGGUCCGUGCAGGUUCGCGCACGGAAAGGUUAGAUCGAACGUACUCGAUCUCGCGUGGAAAGCGUAGCCAAGAUGGUGAUCCGGAAGGAGCUAGUGGAUCAGGACUGGGAGAUUUAUCUCCAUAGUUUUGAUGAGGACACGGCCUGGGGUGUCGACUACCGCCAGGAGAAGAACGUGUACGUCGGCGGCGCGACCAUCUUCAAAAGAGACCAAGCUGGGCAGAUUGUUGAGACUCAGCCUAUCAGAGGGAAGAUUCGGUUUCCUCACGCACCCUUCCGUUUUGGACUCCCCUUAGGGAUGGAAUUUCUCAGCGGUUCGGAGUCGGACCCUAGUGAGGGGCCAGGCUACGAGUCAGGCGAGGGGAGCGAGCCUUCAGUGACUUCCGAGUACUGGAAUCCGACAGAGGGACUUUUGGUGCCGAAGGAGGAGCCGGUGAGCCCCAUUGCACCACCCGAGCAAGAGCUGAAUCAGGGACUCAUGGAUCCCGUACCAUUAGGGUUUGGGUGGAGCUUGGAGGCAUUGAGGCAGUGGAACCUGGACAUGAAAGUUGAGCUUCCGAAGCCAGGAGAGGAGACGCCGGAGCCUUCCAACAUGUGGGCCAGAGAAGAUGCAGACUGCAACGAGUGGCCUUGAUUGGGUUGAGAGCGCUGUUUUAUUAUUGGAGCUUUUAUUUUACUUUGAAGUACUUGUAGUUGAUUUUCAAAUGUAAACAAUUUUGUCAGAUUACUAGGGUGGUUUUGUUUACACACAUGGGUGUGGCCACCGUACAUUAUUUCAGUUAUUGGAUUUAUAUCAAUCGUUCGUUUUCCUUACUCGCACGUUUGUUUAUUUGAUUUAUAUUUAACGCUGAGAACUUUCGUAAUAAUUGGAUCUUUGUCAUUUAAUGAAGAUUAAUAAAUGGACGGCGAAAAUUCUUUGUGAAAAUCAUGAUUUUUGGUUUUUCGUGACGUCCGAGAAAUCGGGGCGUUACAUUGUGGUAUCAGAGCUCCGGUUGAGAAACCAGAGCACUAA